CUCCCGGAGCCGCGGAACUCGGCGGCCGCCAUGGCGUCCAACAUGGACCGGGAGAUGAUCCUGGCGGAUUUUCAGGCAUGUACUGGCAUUGAAAACAUUGAUGAAGCUAUUACAUUGCUUGAACAAAAUAAUUGGGACUUAGUGGCAGCUAUCAAUGGUGUAAUACCCCAGGAAAAUGGCAUUCUACAAAGUGACUAUGGAGGUGAGACCAUACCAGGACCUGCAUUUGAUCCAACAAGUCACCCAGCUUCAGCUCCCACUCCCUCUUCGUCUUCAGCAUUUCGACCUGUAAUGCCAUCUAGGCAAAUUGUAGAAAGGCAACCUCGGAUGCUGGACUUCAGGGUUGAGUACAGAGACAGAAAUGUUGAUGUGGUACUUGAAGACAGCUGUACUGUUGGAGAGAUUAAACAGAUUCUAGAAAAUGAACUUCAGAUACCUGUGUCUAAAAUGCUGUUAAAAGGCUGGAAGACCGGAGAUGUGGAAGACAGUACGGUCUUAAAAUCGCUACAUUUGCCAAAAAACAACAGUCUUUAUGUCCUUACACCAGACUUGCCACCACCUUCAUCAUCUAGUCAUGCUGGUGCCCUGCAGGAGUCAUUAAAUCAAAACUUCAUGCUGAUCAUCACCCACCGAGAAGUCCAGCGGGAGUACAACCUGAACUUCUCAGGAAGCAGUACUAUUCAAGAGGUAAAGAGAAAUGUGUAUGACCUUACGAGUAUCCCCGUUCGCCAUCAGUUAUGGGAGGGCUGGCCAGCUUCUGCCACAGAUGACUCAAUGUGUCUUGCUGAAUCAGGGCUAUCUUAUCCCUGCCAUCGACUUACAGUGGGGAGGAGAUCUUCACCUGCGCAGACCCGGGAGCAGUCCGAAGAGCAAAGCACCGAUGUUCAUAUGGUUAGUGAUAGUGAUGGAGAUGACUUUGAAGAUGCUUCCGAAUUUGGGGUGGAUGAUGGAGAAGUAUUUGGCAUGGCAUCAUCUGCCCUGAGAAAAUCUCCAAUGAUGCCAGAAAACGCAGAAAAUGAAGGAGAUGCCUUAUUACAAUUUACAGCAGAGUUUUCUUCAAGAUAUGGUGACUGCCAUCCUGUAUUUUUUAUUGGCUCAUUAGAAGCUGCUUUUCAAGAGGCCUUCUAUGUGAAAGCCCGAGAUAGAAAGCUUCUUGCUAUCUACCUCCACCAUGAUGAAAGUGUAUUAACCAACGUGUUCUGCUCACAAAUGCUUUGUGCUGAAUCUAUUGUCUCUUAUCUGAGUCAAAACUUUAUAACCUGGGCUUGGGAUCUGACAAAGGACGCCAACAGAGCAAGAUUUCUGACAAUGUGCAAUAGACAUUUUGGCAGUGUUGUGGCACAAACCAUUCGGACUCAAAAAACAGAUCAGUUUCCACUUUUUCUGAUUAUUAUGGGAAAGCGUUCAUCUAAUGAAGUGUUAAAUGUGAUACAAGGUAACACAACAGUGGAUGAGCUAAUGAUGAGACUCAUGGCUGCAAUGGAGAUCUUCACAGCCCAACAACAGGAAGAUAUAAAGGAUGAGGAUGAACGUGAAGCCAGAGAAAAUGUGAAAAGAGAGCAAGAUGAAGCCUAUCGCCUUUCACUUGAGGCUGACAGAGCCAAGAGGGAAGCUCAUGAGAGAGAGAUGGCAGAACAGUUUCGUUUGGAGCAGAUUCGCAAAGAACAAGAAGAGGAACGUGAGGCCAUUCGACUCUCCUUAGAGCAGGCCCUGCCCCCAGAGCCAAAGGAAGAAAAUGCUGAACCUGUGAGCAAACUGCGGAUCCGGACCCCCAGUGGCGAGUUCCUUGAGCGGCGGUUCCUGGCCAGCAAUAAGCUCCAGAUUGUCUUUGAUUUUGUAGCUUCCAAAGGAUUUCCAUGGGGCGAGUUCAAGUUACUGAGUACCUUUCCAAGGAGAGACGUAACCCAGCUGGACCCAAAUAAAUCACUAUUGGAGGUAAAGUUGUUCCCUCAAGAAACCCUUUUCCUUGAAGCAAAAGAGUAAACACAGCCCAGCAGUGGAACCAGCCAUUCCUUGACAAGCCA
Molecule: messenger RNA, 2024 nt
Organism: Neofelis nebulosa (Clouded leopard)
Lineage: Eukaryota; Metazoa; Chordata; Mammalia; Carnivora; Felidae
Product: FAS-associated factor 1
Exons: 1
Coding region: 31-1983 (650 amino acids)
Cellular component (GO): endoplasmic reticulum; nucleus
Molecular function (GO): ubiquitin binding; NF-kappaB binding
Source: RefSeq, a predicted model, not a curated record